AUGAAGCUUCUUCUUGCAGUCCUUGCCCUAGUGGCUCUCGUCAGUGCAGAACAAGUGUUUUAUAGAGACUACAAAGUGUACAAAAUUGAUGUCGCAAAUCGUGGUCAGCAUGAGCUUCUGGGACAAUGGCGGGAAGUGGAUGGAGUUGAUUUCUGGGACAACGUCGGACGAAGAAUUAUGAUUCAUCCAGCGCUUCAGGAAAAGUUUGAGGCUUUUCUGACCGUCAACAAAAUUGCCAACGAGCUGAUCAUUCCCGAUGUUGAAGCAACAAUUGAAGCCGAACGUCAGUACGACCUGCAGUACCGUCGUACCAAGGGAGCAACUUCUGACCGGGCAACGGUUGACUUUGACCACUUUUGGUCUACGGAGGAAAUCUAUCAGUACCUGGAUGGGCUGGCCGCUGCGUUCCCAAAUCUGGUGAAGGUUGAAACCGUUGGUCAAACGCACGAAGGUCGCGACAUCAAGUCCGUUACCAUCUCCACCACGAACGGGCAGGUCAGCGGAACGAAGCCCGUGAUCUUCAUCGACGCUGGAGUUCAUGCGCGUGAAUGGGCCGCCAUCAUGUCAACAGUCUACCUGAUCCACGAGCUGAUUGAACAUAACGACCUUUACGCCGACAUGCUCCAGAAGGAUUGGGUGAUCAUUCCGAUUGGCAACCCUGACGGAUACGAGUUCUCCCGCACAAACAAUCGCAUGUGGCGCAAGAACCGCGUCCCGGCGUCGAUUUUGUGCACCGGAGUCGACAUUAACCGCAACUUUAACUACAGAUGGGCUUCGGGCAUUAUCACCUGUUCUGAAUCCUUCCCUGGUCCAAACCCCGAGUCGGAACUCGAAACGCAAGCCAUUGUCGGCCUGAUGAAACGAUACGCAGGCAACCUGGAGCUAUACCUGGCGGUGCACACCUUCGGUGACAUGAUCCUGUACCCGUUCGGUUACACGUUGCCUUUCGUCCCGGUUUCGAAUGCCGCCGAACACAUUGCCAUGGGCGAACGGGCCCGGGCCGCUGUGUUGGCCGUUGGAGGACCCGAUUACAUUGUCGGUAAUAGCGCCGAGAUUUUGUACACGGCGAACGGAGUUAGUGACGAUUAUGCGGUUGGGGAGGCCGGAUUUAAGUACGGAUUUACGCUGGAGCUGACCGGAGGUGGUAACCAAGGGUUUGACCUGCCGGCCUCGGAAAUGUUCCGGGUUGCGAGUGAGACGUUCGAAAUCUUCCGAUCGAUGGCUGGAGAUAUUUGAU
Messenger RNA from Culex quinquefasciatus (southern house mosquito), 1237 nucleotides. RefSeq names its product carboxypeptidase B. Gene Ontology annotation, molecular function: metallocarboxypeptidase activity; zinc ion binding. Gene Ontology annotation, biological process: proteolysis. Lineage: Eukaryota; Metazoa; Arthropoda; Insecta; Diptera; Culicidae. The record is from RefSeq and is a predicted model, not a curated record. The transcript is spliced from 5 exons. The coding region runs from base 1 to 1236 and encodes 411 amino acids.